AUGGUGUUGCCGCCCCCGGACAAACGCCACGUGUGCCUGACCACCAUCGUCAUCAUGACCAGCAUGGCCUUCAUGGACGCCUACCUGGUGGAGCAGAACCAGGGCCCGCGCAAGAUCGGCGUGUGCAUCAUCGUGCUGGUGGGGGACGUGUGCUUCCUCAUCGUGCUGCGCUACGUGGCCGUGUGGGUGGGCGCCGAGGUGCGCACGGCCCGCCGCGGCUACGCCAUGAUCCUCUGGUUCCUCUACAUCUUCGUGCUGGAGAUCAAGCUCUACUUUGUCUUCCAGAAUUGCAAGGCCGACCGCAAAAGUCUGGAGACGGUGGCCCGCAAGGCUCUGACGUUGCUGCUGUCGGUGUGCGUGCCGGGGCUCUACCUGGUGCUGGUGGCCCUGGACAGCAUGGAGUACGUCAGGACUUUCCGCAAGAAGGAGGACAUGCGCGGCCGCCUGUUCUGGGUGGCGCUGGACCUGCUGGACCUGCUGGACAUCCAGGCCAACCUGUGGGAGCCCCAGCGGACGGGCCUGCCCAUCUGGGCCGAGGGCCUGAUGUUCUUCUACUGCUACAUCCUGCUGCUCAUCCUGCCGUGCGUGUCGCUCAGCGAGAUCAGCAUGCAGGGGGAGCACGUGUCGCCCCAGAAGAUGAUGCUGUACCCGGUGCUCAGCCUGGUCACCAUCAACGUGGUGACCAUCCUCAUCCGCGGCGUCAACAUGGUGCUCUUCCAGGACAGCCGCGUGUCCACCAUCUUCGUGGGCAAGAACGUGGUGGCCAUCGCCACCAAGGCCUCCACCUUCCUGGAGUACCGCAAGCAGGUGAAGGAGUUCCCGCACCCGCAGAACGCCAUGGCGCUGGAGCUGCAGCAGAACUCGGUGGGCCACCCGCAGCCACUGCCCAACGCCACCAGCCUGCCGCACGAGCCCUCGCCGCCGGCACAGGAGGUCAUCGACACAUGA
Molecule: messenger RNA, 948 nt
Organism: Gadus chalcogrammus (walleye pollock)
Lineage: Eukaryota; Metazoa; Chordata; Actinopteri; Gadiformes; Gadidae
Gene: tmem121ab
Product: transmembrane protein 121Ab
Exons: 1
Coding region: 1-948 (315 amino acids)
Source: RefSeq, a predicted model, not a curated record